AAUGUACUAUCACAUCAAACCAGAUACAUAUAAUAUACAAUGAACAGUUGUGCUGUGAACUCUUUUCACCGUCUAUCGUUGACGGUGACGGUUAUAUCUAUGUUGUGUCCUCAGCCUAUCAGUGAAGCAGACAGAGAGCACCGUCCGGAGAGAGAUGAAGCAACCAGGAAGUGAUCCAGCAGUGUGAUCGUUGCUCCUAGCAGCAGUGUGUGUAAUGAAACUACUGGACACCACCCUGGGAAAAGCGACCGGUCUCUUAGCUGCAGUAGUUGUUGUCAUUGCAGCGGUUCUGACUUAUCUCGACGACCCUGAUCCGGUUAAAUACAGCAGCAUGGCUGAGGACAUGAAGACUGUGGAGGAAAACUUCAGGCAGCAAAAUAAAAGCUGUUUCAUCCUCGGUGCCUCCGGGGAAACAGGCAAAUUGUUGCUUCAGGAGCUGAUGGGGCGCAACAUCUUCUCCAAGAUCACGCUCAUCGGAAGGAGACAGCUCACCUUUGAGGACAAAGCAUAUGAAAACCUGGUACAAGAGGUGGUGGACUUUGAGAAGCUUGAUGAUUAUGCUGCAGCCUUCCAGGGACAUGAUGUUGGCUACUGCUGCCUGGGAACAACCAAAGCGAAAGCAGGGACUGAAGGAUUCAUCCGCGUCGAUCAUGACUACGUUCUAAAGUCAGCAGAGCUCGCCAAGACAGGAGGCUGCACACAGUUCCACCUGGAGUCCUCCAGAGGAGCCGACAAAAACAGCAACUUCCUCUACCUCAAAGUCAAGGGACAAGUGGAAGCAGAGAUUGAGGCGCUGGGUCUUGACAGAUUUGCCAUUUACAGACCAGGGGUUUUGCUGGUAGAGAGGCAGGAGAGUCGGCCUGCUGAGUGGAUGGCCAGGAAAUUCUUCAAUGCCUUUUCUGCUGUGUGUUCUACGUCCAUGUCCAUCCCAAUCCAAGCGGUGGCUAAAGCGAUGGUGUCAAACACUCUGCUUCAACCUGAGCAGAAGACGGAGAUCCUUGAGAACAAAGACAUCGCCACUCUGGGAAAGAGUGCAGGGAAAUAAGAGAGAGAGAGAGCAAGAAAUAUACUGAGGUAAUUCCAGCAGCUGUACAGAGACGACUACAUACUGCAAACACUAUUCACAUCAUCAUCAUCAACAUCAUCAUCAUCAUGCCAAAGUACUGACUGUGGUGGGUUCUGCUAGAUUCUUUAUGGAGAAAACAACCUAAAAUAUCCAGAUCCAUAAAAUACUUAAUCAUUUAAUUGUAUCUGGGUUUAAUAUCUGUGGUCUUUCAUGAUAUUGUAAUAUUUUCAUCAGGGAACUAUUGUCUUGCUUUUUGAUGUGCAUCAUCUGUUCUCUGAGACAACGCACUGCCUUAAAAUAAAUGCUUGAGUUUUUAUUAAAUUAUAUUAAUUAUUUAACUGUGUGUGUGUUUGAUUUAGGAAAAUGUUUCCAUAAUGGCUGUAUCAAUAUUAAUAAUAUCUGGUGUCUACAUCUGUGCGGCAUAUAUUGCAUGCAUAUACAAAAUAUCUAUGCUAUGCUAUAGUACAGGUAAUAUAUAGUAUUUGUUCAUUUUAGAUUUAACGGUAUCUGUAACAUGCAGAUACAACGCUGAGUCGCCGACCAUUGAAGAUAUGAAGUGUUUUUAUAGUGAUACCAGGAAUGGAACAAUUUUGAAUAAACUUUGUCGAUAGUGAA
Messenger RNA from Sebastes umbrosus (honeycomb rockfish), 1681 nucleotides. It is a transcript of the gene htatip2, whose product is annotated as HIV-1 Tat interactive protein 2. The record is from RefSeq and is a predicted model, not a curated record. Bases 215 to 1045 code for a protein of 276 amino acids. Lineage: Eukaryota; Metazoa; Chordata; Actinopteri; Perciformes; Sebastidae. The transcript is spliced from 7 exons. Gene Ontology annotation, cellular component: cytoplasm. Gene Ontology annotation, biological process: import into nucleus.